This is a messenger RNA of Protopolystoma xenopodis, 963 nucleotides long. The record is from the annotation of a GenBank genome assembly. NCBI's taxonomy places the organism in Eukaryota, Metazoa, Platyhelminthes, Monogenea, Polystomatidea, Polystomatidae.
AUGUUUAGGAACCCUGAGCCUAAUGACAGAACGACUGAGCAGUUUCGCAAGCUAUUUAUCGGCGGUUUAAAUCCUCAAACUACAGAAUCGAAGUUGAGAGAAUACUAUGGAGAAUGGGGGGAAAUUGUUGAUGCCGUCGUCAUGAAAGAUAAACGCUCUAGUCGAUCUAAGGGCUUUGGCUUUAUUACAUACAAAGAGCCUGAGAUGGUGGAUGCUGCCCAGUUAAAUCGGCCUCAUGCUAUUGACGGAAAGACUGUCGAAUCGAAAAGGGCUAUGCCCCGUGAGGACUCGCAAAACCAGGAGGCUCAUAUGACCGUGUCUAAGCUGUUCGUUGGUGGGCUUAAAAAAGAGGUCACUAAUGAGGACCUCAAUGACUACUUCGUCAAGUACGGCACCAUAAAAGAAUGCGAAGUUGUCAAGCUCAAAGAAUCCGGUGAGAGUCGAGGAUUUGGAUUUGUUACCUUCGACGACUAUGAUGCUGUCGAUAAGGCGAUAUUGUACAAGCCUCAUUUCAUAGGAGCUAGCAGGGCUGACGUGAAGAAGGCUCUUAGCAAAGAGCAGAUGAAUCAAAUGAGAAGAAAACAGGAGGCCAGAUAUGAUGGCUACAGUGGUGGAUACAACAAUGAUUACAAUGGAAAUUACAACAAUGGCUAUAAUGGAACGGCAUACCCUCAAAUGGGUGCCGGGUACGCUGCCUACGGCAAUAGUUGGGGCACUGGGUAUAAUUCGAUGAGUGGUGGUGGCUGGAGUGGACAGAUGGGCGGAGGGAGUACAGGUACUGAUCAAUGGGGUGCGAUGGGGGAUGGUUUCGGCAAUUAUGGAAGUCAACAAACCUACGCCGGUGGUCCAAUGCGACCCAACAAUCAGGGCUAUCAGAGAAAUGGUCCCUAUGGAGGCACAGGCUCUUCUAAGUCUCUUGAGACAUGUCGUCAUCAUAGCGAAGGGGAUGCAGAUGAAGCUUAA